Messenger RNA from Metopolophium dirhodum (rose-grain aphid), 3237 nucleotides. Its product is annotated as E3 ubiquitin-protein ligase UHRF1-like. The transcript has 13 exons. The coding region runs from base 526 to 2850 and encodes 774 amino acids. The record is from RefSeq and is a predicted model, not a curated record. Gene Ontology annotation, molecular function: protein binding; ubiquitin protein ligase activity. Lineage: Eukaryota; Metazoa; Arthropoda; Insecta; Hemiptera; Aphididae. Gene Ontology annotation, biological process: protein ubiquitination; negative regulation of gene expression via chromosomal CpG island methylation.
AAGAGUCCGUUGCAGUAAGUUGUCGGCUGCGGUCGUGUUCGUGCGCGUCUAGUAUCAGUAAUCUUGUCAGUUUACUUUUAUCUUUUUGCCGCGUAUUGGCAUUUACCGUUUGGCGCCGUUCGUUACCAUUUACCAGCUAUAGUACCUUCAACCUUGUGGCUAGUACCUUGUUGUUGUCACGCACUCACGCGACACGCACUCCUGUUAUCCCGCCAAAAUCGUUUUGUGUUUCCAUUUCGAUUGUUCACCGACCCGGAGCAGAGUGCAGGCGCUGUCCACUGCCCUUUGUUAGUUACCACUCUGCACUCGCCGCUUUUCAACUUGGCAAUUUUCGUCAUUGAUCCCGCUGUUCGCCUGUAUUCCAGUAUCUACUUCGUAUCUCCUCAUAUUUUGAUCCCGACGUGACGAACAACGACGAUGAUCAACUGUGUUUCGUGAGAACAGGGUAGUACUGCCACCGUUGACCGAGAAACUAAAGAUAGAUCGUCUGACAGCGCUAACUACAGUAGACAAGCCAUUGUGAUCAUGUACGUACAAGUAAGAAUGAUGGACACUGGCGUGUCGGUCACAAUACCCACAUCCAGGACAACAGUGCUCAAAGAGUUCAAGAAACUCGUCGAAGACAAAUUCAACAUCAAGCCGGAAAACCAGAGAUUGUUUUUUGCCGGCAAGCAAUUGGAAGACCAAUAUAGGCUAUUUGACUAUAGUAUAAAUGUAAAUGAUGUUAUUCAACUAAUGGUUAGGGCAGCUGUUGCUGAUUUAAACUCUCCAAAAAAAUCAAAAGUAACGAUAAAUUCAAUAAAAGAAACACCUACUCCAAGUUCUUCUUCUACCACCAGUUCAACAUUGAAUGAAGAUAAUUCUGAGGAGAGCAAAUAUUUUAAAGUCGGUGAUUAUGUUGAUGUAAAAGAUUAUACCUACGGAUCAUGGUUUAUUAGUAAAUUGAUCAAGAUAAAAAAAGACAGCUGUGUAGUAAAUAAACCAAAUGAUCCUAAAAGUCCAGUAGAAAACGAUGGGCUAGUUUAUGUUGCAGAAAUCUUACGAUGUCCUGAAGAACCUCCCAUUGAAGUUCAAUUGCAAGAAAUACGGCCUCAUGCGUUCGAUAUUUUGCCUUUUGAAAAGUUAAAAACAAACGAUAGAGUUCUCAUGAAUUACAAUGUUGAUUACCCUCAAGAACGCGGUUAUUGGUAUGAUGUACUGGUGAAAGAGAUAAAAACUAAUAGAAGAGGCCGUGACGUUAUUGGAGAUGUAUCUGUUGGGUUAGAUAAUGCAGUGUUAAAAAAUUGUCAUUUGAUGUUUCUCGAUGAUAUCUAUAUUGUAAAACCCUAUCAGUUACUUUCGGAGCGGACACCAGAAGAUGAUAAAAUUUUACAAACUGAACCUGCUGUCAUGAGAGCGGCUGCUUUGUAUUGUAUCAAAUGCAAAGACAACAUGAACAAAUCAUGUAAGGAAUGUGGGUGUCGUGUUUGUGGUGGAAAAGACAAUGAAGACAAACAGUUAAUGUGUGAUGAAUGUAAUCAUCCUUACCAUAUGGAAUGUCUUACGCCACCCUUAAAAGAGAUGCCACGUGAUGAUUGGUAUUGUCCGUCAUGUAAAAAUGAUGAAAACGAAAUUGUCAAAGCUGGCGAAAAAUUAAAAGUUUCGAAAAAAAAGACACCAGAAUCUAUGUCUACAUCAAAAAGAGACUGGGGUAAGGGUAUGGCAUGUGUUGGAAGAACAAAAAAGUGUAAUAUUGUGCCAUCAAACCAUUUUGGUCCCAUUCCUGGCGUUGAGGUUGGAACCACAUGGUUAUUCCGUGUACAAGUAUCUGAAGCUGGCAUUCAUCGUCCUCCUGUUGGAGGAAUACACGGUAGAGACAAUCAGGGUGCAUUUAGCAUUGUAUUAAGUGGUGGUUAUGAAGAUGAUGUCGACAAUGGUGACGAGUUCUUGUAUACCGGUUCUGGUGGACGUGAUUUGUCAGGAAACAAACGUACUGCUCUGCAGAGUUGUGACCAAGAAUUGACACGCUAUAAUAGAGCUUUGGCACUCAAUUGUAAUGCAAAAAUUGAUAGUGAAAAAGGAGCUACAGCUGUGGAUUGGAAAAAAGGCAAACCAGUUAGAGUUGUACGAAAUUAUAAACUUAGUAAACAUUCCAAAUAUGCACCAGAGUUGGGAAAUCGGUAUGAUGGUCUUUAUAAAGUAAUAAAAUAUUAUCCUGAAACUGGAAUAUCAGGAUUCACUGUAUGGCGUUUUGUUCUAAGACGUGAUGAUUCCACGCCAGCUCCUUGGACUGCACAAGGCAAAAAGCGUAUAGCACAAUUAGGCCUUAAAUUAAUUUAUCCUGAAAACUAUAUACCUACGGUUACUAACAAUGACACAAAAUCAAAAUUACCUGGAUCUAAAAGAAAAAGAACACUACAGGACGCUGACAUUGAGGAUAAUGAGCAGUGUAAGAAUAAUGAUCCAAAGAGAAAUUCUUCGGAAAGAGAAGUCACUGAUAAUCCUGAAAAAAAAUCAAAAAUUUUGUAUAAACUUGAAAAAGAAGCAGAAACACUAAUUACAGCAGAUGUUGCCAAUACAAAAUAUUGGGAAGACUGUAAAGAGUAUUUAGAAAAAGGAAAAAAAGCAUUUUUGGAUAGAGUUGAAGAAAUGUUUUCUUGCAUAUGUUGUCAAGAAAUUGUCUUUGAACCAAUUACAACUGAAUGUUCUCACAACAUUUGUAAAGGUUGUCUUAGAAGAUCAUUCAAUGCUGAUGUGUUCCAAUGUCCGUCAUGUAGAGCAGAAUUGGGGAAGAGUUAUCCCAUGAAUGUUAAUGUGAAAUUGGCUAAAACGCUGUUGUAUUUGUUCCCAGGAUAUAAUUUAGAUCGCUAAUAAAUAGUUUUUAAAGACUCUGUGCCCAUGUAAAUAAUAAUUGAUCACAGUACAAAACAUACUCGCUCCUUCUGAACAGUCUGUUUAUUCAGACCUAUUCAGUGCGUUUAUCUAUAUAUAUAUAUUAAUUUAUUUUAAUUAGACAUCAACGUAAAAAUACACCAAAAAGUGUUAUUUUUUUAUUAAUUGGACACAUUUAUUCAUAUUUUGUAUGUUUAAUUUUAUUAAAAUAACAUAAUAUUGACAGUUAUUUUAUCAAUUUUGUAUUUAUAUUUUAUCAACCUAUAUAGUUGAUUCUAAGACUAUUAAAUAUUAAUUAUUUAUUAUCUAAUGCCUAUGUACAAAGUUAAAUUGUAUUAAUUAAAUUAAAUUCAUUUUGCUAUUUUU